ACUCUGCAUCACCUUGCCUACGCCUCGACUUCUCUUCGAAAUUCACGUUUCGGCCGCGCCGUCGUGCAAACGGCUCUGCAAUUGUCUUUUUGUCGGGCACCAUGGAAUCUAUGACCCAGCAACGACCACCUGCCCCCAGCAACGUGUCUCAGACCCAAGCACUACCGUCCAUUGCUUCUUUAACAAGCACACUCUCCCCUUCAGAGCAAAGCCCUGUCCGCCUCAGACAGCACUCAGAAGCUCGCGAAGCCCGCGACUCAGGUAAUUGGUCCAUCUCUCAAAGCAAGCACUCGUCAGGUGUGUCGAAUACUAUGGGUCUCCAGCUGCAGACCAUUUUGAAUGCCGAAGAUUCCCCCUCACGAAACUCGGUACCAGACACGCCCUCUUCGGCCAAAUAUCCGUCACAACAGGCCAAUGCAUUGCCCUCUCUCAACCAGGGGUUCGACAACCGUUUGAGUUUCGAGGCUGGAUCGCAUUUUGAUUCGCGACGCAGCAGUGUUGACAGCCGGAUGAACGCAGGAAUGGCUCACUUGGCAGUCAGUCCGUCCUCUCCUUAUGACAGCCAGAACGCCUCUCGGGUUUCCCUUGUCUCAAAUCUCCAGCAACAGCGAGGCAUCACAACCGCUGACCAACGACCAAACGGUGGGACUCCACUCUCUCCAUUGGGGCCUCGGACCGGUUUACGUGCGAACCAUCCUCCUAGGAGGGCUCCUGUGAUUAACCCUAACCCACGGAGUGUCUCUGGCAUGCCAGAUCCCAUGGCUGCUGCUCCGACGAAAGGUUAUGCUUGGGCUUUCCCGGGUGAUCUUGAACCCGAGGACAGACGAGGGUCGAGCAGCGGUGAGUCCAGCAAUGAGCGCUCAAUUCCCUCGCGCCAAAACAGCUUUGCCACAUCCAUCAACAGUAGCAUCUUUACAGCCGACUCAAAUAUUCCGGGAGGGCAGAAGAGAUUCGAAGACGAUAUUCCUACCACGCAUCACCACUCUAUGCAGCAUCGCAACGUCACAAACCUUCAGAGUGCAGAUCUCCCUAAUAGUCCAGGUAGUGGAAACUACAGUCGGACUCCAGAACUCCGUGUUAGCCACAAGAUGGCAGAGCGAAAGCGGCGAAGCGAGAUGAAAUCGCUGUUCGAUGAAUUGAAUGGAAUUCUACCAAACUCUCCUGGAAGCAAGUCUAGCAAAUGGGAAAUUCUAACUAAGUCAAUUGAGUACAUUAAGACUCUAGGUAGAGCCCAUGAGGCUGCGCGUGCUGAGAACGCGAGACUCCGACCUGAUGCCGAAUAUUGUCGAAGAGCCCAAGAAGAGAAUGAACUCUUGCGUAAUGAGCUAGCUUCUGUGUGGCAACAUCUUCGUCGUGUUGAGCCUGGAAAUCCCCACGUUUACGGAAGCAUGACAGGCAUGCUAGCACAACAACAUGCACAGACUCCAGCUGCGACGACGACAAUCCUUCCGCCACUGCAACAUCAACAGCAACAAGCUCCACAAUGGGCUCCACCUCCUACUGCUAUGCAGGGUGUAGAGUUUGCCGGCCCUCGUCCUUAUGAACACCGCUAAAGCCGUUACUUGAGCAGCCGCUUUGGGGUCUAUCAUAAUUCGCAUCUGGAGCUCUGUACACUAGCAUAUUUCCGACUUCUGUAUCCCCUACUACCG
Molecule: messenger RNA, 1649 nt
Organism: Lindgomyces ingoldianus
Lineage: Eukaryota; Fungi; Ascomycota; Dothideomycetes; Pleosporales; Lindgomycetaceae
Exons: 5
Coding region: 102-1553 (483 amino acids)
Biological process (GO): positive regulation of transcription by RNA polymerase II
Cellular component (GO): RNA polymerase II transcription regulator complex
Molecular function (GO): protein dimerization activity; DNA-binding transcription factor activity
Source: RefSeq, a predicted model, not a curated record